Messenger RNA from Anopheles marshallii, 2712 nucleotides. Its product is annotated as junctophilin-1-like. The coding region runs from base 1 to 2712 and encodes 903 amino acids. Lineage: Eukaryota; Metazoa; Arthropoda; Insecta; Diptera; Culicidae. Gene Ontology annotation, cellular component: junctional membrane complex; plasma membrane; endoplasmic reticulum membrane. The transcript is spliced from 7 exons. The record is from RefSeq and is a predicted model, not a curated record.
AUGUCGCACACAGCGGCAAUGCAGGCGGGCGGCAGUUUGGCCGCGGCGGCCGCUCGUGCCGAUAGUACACAUAUUAGCGGCGGUCGGUACGACUUCGAAGACGGUGGAACAUUCUGUGGCGGCUGGGAAGAUAAUAAAGCCCACGGCCACGGAGUUUGUACGGGUCCAAAGAACAAAGGUGCUUAUUCCGGAGCAUGGCAUUACGGUUUCGAAGUAUCGGGGAUAUAUUGUUGGCCAAGUGGCUCCACAUACGAGGGACAUUGGCAAAAUGGUAAAAGACAUGGGCUGGGUAUUGAGGUUAGAGGCAGAUGGGUGUACAGAGGCGAAUGGACACAAGGUUUCAAGGGCCGGUACGGUGUGCGACAAAGUGCAUCAUCGACGGCCCGGUACGAGGGAACAUGGGCUAAUGGGCUGCAGGAUGGCUACGGUUCGGAAACGUACGCCGAUGGAGGCAGCUACCAGGGACAGUGGCAGCGGGGUAUGCGACAUGGAUACGGUGUCCGAACGUCAGCCCCAUUCGGUAUGGCCGCUCGGUUUCGGCCAAAGUCGGUCCGCGUGUCGAUGACCUCGCUGCGUAGCACCGACGGUGGCAAUCAGGCACCCACACCGGAUCCGGGCGAAAAGCGCAACCAUCGGAUCGAUGAUGCGCGUGGUGGUUUUGUGCUGAAGGCGAAGUCCGACGAAACACCGGUCCGACGCAACAGUUUGGUAGAGAAAACGAAGAAAGGACUUUUAUCGGGACUCAAAAUUAGGAAACAAAAAAGUACGGGCGAUUUGGAAAAGCGUGGUACAGGCACGGGUAGCAUUCGGUCUACGGCGUCGACUGCGUCCUGGUUGAGUACGGAAUCAUCGCAAUCAGGAAUGACAAAUAAGACAAUGCACACGGAUUCCAAUGCAAGCUUUAUAGUAGAGGACGAACAGUUGGAUGCGAGCGUGGUGGAAACGUAUAUGGGCGAGUGGAAGAACGAUAAGCGAUGUGGAUAUGGUAUUUCGGAGCGUAGCGAUGGAUUAAAGUACGAAGGUGAGUGGUAUGCGAAUAAGAAGUACGGUUACGGUGUAACUACAUUUAAGGAUGGCACGAAGGAAGAAGGGAAAUACAAGAACAACGUGUUAAUCACGAGCCAGAAGAAGAAGCAUCUUUUCUUGAUCCGCUCGGCCAAGUUCCGCGAACGGAUAGACGCGGCAGUCGACUCAGCUCAGCGUUCCUCCAAGUACGCACUGCAGAAAGCGGACAUUGCGAUAUCGCGCACGGCUACCGCACGCGGUAAAGCCGAACUGGCCGAUGCGGCCGCUGAUGAGGCGCGGGCUGAAUCAGACCUAGCGAUACGGAUCGCACGUGACUUUGCUCCCGAUUUCAAUCCGUCCCUGCUGGAGCGGUUCGAUCGGUUGCGGCGUAACCGUGUCUACCCACUGCCGGACAGUGUGAAGCCGAAUGAGUUGCCCAGUGGUCGACUCGGUCAGGACGAGUAUGGGGCCCACAGUCAGCUACACAACCAUGCCAACAAAAAGGAAUUAGAGCUGGCAAACAUGAAGAACGCACUGAACAGCCCUUUCGGAAUAAGUGGUGGACAUGCGGGGGCUACCAACCAGCGCAUGUCGAAUUACUAUGAUCAGAAAGGACAAAACACAAACAGCUCCAUCAUGGGUGGUCCGAAUGGGCCGAUCGGUGGUGCAAUGCAUCAAUCGUCGAUGGCCCACUACGCUUCGUCGAUGGGACCGAGCCACGACCAGGGGCGGCUAAUAGACGAUGGGUUACAGUCGAUGUAUGGUCGGCAACCGUCCUGCCCGAACCCGCAGCAGUGCGGACCCGGUAGCGGUAGUGGUCCCUCUGCCAACUACUACGGAGCGGGUACAGGUGCUAAGUCGGCCACCGUCGGCGGUGUACCGUCGAACGAUAAAUUUUCCUACCAACAGUCGAGCUUACAGUUGCGGGACGAUUCGACGCUCGGUGGCAUCACCAGCCCAAGACGAACGUCCACGAUGCAGCACGCAAACACGUCGAUGUACGGCGAGUCGGUCCAGCAGAUGAACUCCCGUCCAGCUCCAUCGCUCGGGGCGAUCGGAAGCCAAUCGUCGAUAGACUACUUUGACCAUUAUAAGCGACCGCCCAGCAGGGAUGGAUCGGUGGAUCGGUACACGCGUGCCGCUAGCAAGCUUGGGGGUGCCGGCAUCAAUUCACGCCAACCGUCGGUUGAGAAAACGGGACCGGUCUGUAUGACGAAUCCGGGAGGCGUGGAUGGUGGUGAAGCUACCGAGCGGAUCGGUACGUUACGACGCGGUUCGCAGAUGAUGUCGGGUCCAGCCACCACCAACGGUUCCAUCCCGGUGAACAUCGGCAUGAGUAAUGGCAGCGUGCGGCCGGGAUCGAGAGCGACUACCCCGUUGCAUCAACACAGCUCGGACAUGUGCCAGCAAUCGCAGCAACCGUUCGAGGAUGUUUUGCUUCGGCAACGAACGCUCGGACAGGACAUUAUUCCUUCGCUGACGCAGCCGAAGCGCACCGAAAGUCUUUACCUAUCGAAACCGGCCAUCAACAGUGUUCCAAUGGGCGGAGGUGGCGGUGGUUUCGGUGGAGGCGGUGGUGGCGGCGGAGGUGGCAUGAGAUCAAGAGGAGGUGGCGGGGGUGGAGGCGGAGGAGGCGGCAACGGUAUGGCAGCGUUUAGUAGGGAGCCAAAGCAUGAAGCAUUCUUGCGAUCUUCAUUCAACUCGUGA